UGUGAAAGGUGCAGAAGUAGGCAACGUGGACCGAAGAGAGAAACAUGGAGAGAAACCAAUGAGUCGACGACGACCGUUGAAUUCAAACCCAAACCCAAACCCAAACCAAUACCCAAACCCCCUCCUUCUGUCCGAUCUAAUUUCCCAAAACAAAACAAAUCAAUUGAAACGACGAUGAUGGCUAUGCUCAUGCGCUCGCCUCCCCACCUUCCCAUUCCAUUCUCUUCAAGUUCCAGAAAUGCUGCACAACUGCUGGGGAAUAUCAUGACAGAUAUUAUUCAGUCAAGUAGCACAAAUUUGCGAUUACCAAGCAGUAGAGCAAGAGUCAUUUCUUUUGACUGCUCCGUCAAGUCUGUCCAAACUUCAUGCCGAAUGUCUGUCCCUGGAACCUCCUCAAGGAGAGAAGAUAAAGUGCCUUCGAGCUUCGUGAGGGACAAGAAGUUGGUUCCUGAUUCGGAUCCUCCUAGCAUGCAAGAUGUCAACAUUCUAUAUCAGUUUUUUGACCAAAGUACAAAGCUCAUGGUGUUGACAGGAGCUGGAAUCAGCACAGAAUGUGGAAUUCCCGACUACAGAAGCCCCAAUGGAGCUUAUAGUUCUGGAUUCAAACCAAUUACCCAUCAGGAGUUUCUUCGUUCUAAUCGGACCCGAAGGCGAUAUUGGGCAAGGAGUUAUGCUGGAUGGAGACGAUUUACUGCUGCAGAGCCUGGUUCAGCUCAUAUUUCUUUAGCAUCUCUAGAAAAAGCUGGCCGGAUAAAUUUUAUGAUUACACAAAAUGUUGAUAGGUUGCAUCACCGUGCUGGUAGUAACCCGGUCGAAUUACAUGGAACAGUAUAUUCUGUCAUUUGUAUAGACUGUGGUUUUUCCUUCCCCCGGAAUCUAUUUCAAGACCAAGUUAAGGCGCUUAAUCCAAAGUGGGCAGAGGCAAUUGAAAGUUUGGAUUAUGGUAACCCCGGAUCAGAAAAGAGCUUUGGCAUGAAGCAAAGACCUGAUGGUGAUAUUGAAAUUGAUGAAAAAUUUUGGGAAGAGGAAUUUCACAUCCCUACGUGUCCAAAGUGCAAUGGAGUGCUUAAGCCUGAUGUUAUCUUCUUUGGUGAUAAUGUCCCCAAGGACAGAGCUGAGAAGACAAUCCAAGCUGCAAAAGAAUGUGAUGCUUUUCUCGUUCUAGGAUCAUCACUAAUGACCAUGUCUGCUUACCGGCUUGUCAGAGCUGCACAUGAGGCAGGUGCUGCUACUGCAAUUGUCAAUGUAGGAGUGACUCGUGCAGACGAUAUUGUACCUUUGAAAAUCAAUGCUCGACUGGGAGAGAUUCUACCCAGAGUGCUUGACAUGGGAUCCCUCGGUGUCCCUGCCAUUGGUUGAUUUGACCUGUAAAGAGGUGUUCUAAUAUGUAGAAGCUUGCUUUGGGUUUAUGAGUAGAUAUAGAAGACCACAAGAAAUUGAGAGGUGCUGCCAAAUUCUUUUAGUUUCUCAGUCUCUGAAGUGAAAACAUGGAAAGUUGUAGCUAGUCAAUGUGAAGACAAUGGAUUUUCUGCGCGGGACGAGAAAGAUAAAGAUAAGGAGAACGUUGGAUAUGCCAAAAGGAAAUAACAUUGUUCCCUCCUCGUACAUAGAUGAUCUGGUGUCCGUGUCAUAGACGUUUAUAGACCCCAGAACAUGAAAUGCCAGUGUGACUUCAUUGAAUUGCUGUAAAGAGGGAUUUUAUCUUCGAUUACAUUAUGAUUAAUGUGAAAUUUGUAUGGACACUUGUUCAUUUGUCA
Molecule: messenger RNA, 1757 nt
Organism: Malus domestica (apple)
Lineage: Eukaryota; Viridiplantae; Streptophyta; Magnoliopsida; Rosales; Rosaceae
Product: NAD-dependent protein deacylase SRT2
Cellular component (GO): nucleus
Molecular function (GO): NAD+ binding; NAD-dependent protein lysine deacetylase activity
Source: RefSeq, a predicted model, not a curated record